Molecule: messenger RNA, 960 nt
Organism: Dibothriocephalus latus
Lineage: Eukaryota; Metazoa; Platyhelminthes; Cestoda; Diphyllobothriidea; Diphyllobothriidae
Source: the annotation of a GenBank genome assembly
AUGUCCUUUCUGUCAUUUAUCUACGUUCAGCGACGUGAAAGAAUUGAAAGAUGGCGGAGGGAAAAACGGUUGAAGUUAGACGUGGCCACAGCCCAUAGCAAAUUACUUGAUGGUAUCAAGAAGGAAGAGGAAGAUGAAAUUGAUCCUCUGGACGCCUAUAUGCAAGAAGUAAACAAGGAGGCCCAGCGUCUUGUUGAGCCAGCCGCUGCGACAACGACUGCCCCAGAAGCCGACUCCAUCGCCCCUAAACCAGAAUCAGAGCAGGCAUCUGUCGAUACAGGCGAGCCCUCGUCCAAUAACCCUCCUGCAAAGACAAGACAAAUUGGAAAGGGCGAACUCAUUGAGGCGGAGAACGACAUGCCUGAGUACUCAUCAGAGGAGGAAGAAGAGGACAUAAUCGCAACUGCCCUGGCCCAACUGCAGAAGAAGGAGAAACUGGGUGCGGUGGACCACAGUCGGAUCCACUAUCCACCCUUCCAGAAGAACUUUUAUGUUGAAGUGCCCGAAAUCGCUAAGAUGACCAAAGAUGCCGUGAAAAAGUACCGACUUGCGCUGGAGGGCCUGCGAGUUCGGGGCAAGGACUGUCCUAAACCGGUGAAAACCUGGGUGCAAGCCGGUGUGAGCUCGAGACUGUUCGCUUGUCUAAAGAAAUCUGGUUUUGAGAAGCCAACGCCCAUUCAGUGUCAGGCGCUGCCGGUGAUAAUGUCAGGUCGGGAUAUGAUUGGUAUCGCGAAGACGGGCAGCGGAAAGACCCUCGCCUUUCUGGUUCCUCUGAUGCGCCAUCUGGAACAUCAAACGCCCCUAGGACCUGGCGAUGGUCCAAUGGCUAUCCUUCUCACGCCCACACGUGAACUGGCUCUUCAGACCUAUAAAGAGGCGCGGCGGUUGGGUAACGCCUGUGGUUUCCGCAUCGCUUGCGUCUACGGCGGCACAGGCAUUAGCGAACAGAUUGCGGAACUG